Daldinia vernicosa is the source of this 782-nucleotide messenger RNA. RefSeq names its product DUF1783-domain-containing protein. Lineage: Eukaryota; Fungi; Ascomycota; Sordariomycetes; Xylariales; Hypoxylaceae. The coding region runs from base 1 to 621 and encodes 206 amino acids. Gene Ontology annotation, cellular component: mitochondrial inner membrane. Gene Ontology annotation, biological process: mitochondrial respiratory chain complex IV assembly. The transcript has 2 exons. The record is from RefSeq and is a predicted model, not a curated record.
AUGUGGUCUAGAUUAGCGCGUCGGAGGGCGCUUUUAUUCUCAUUAAGAAAUCAAUCUGCGUCUACGAGGAGUCAAAUCCAAAGAAGGACGCUGGUCUCGGCACCUAAACCCGGUGAUGGACCUCUGAUGGAGAGACGUCCGGACCGAGAACUCCCAAACAUCACCACCUUCCGCUGGGCCCGCACCCUCCCCAUCUUCCUCGCCCUAAUCGCCGCCUCCAGCGUCGCCAUCUUCAACUACCAAAAGCUCUCGAGCCCCAUCGUCGCCUCGACGCUGUACGCGCUGCGCACGAGCCCCCGCGCCCGCGCCGUCCUCGGCGACGAGAUCUACUUCAAGCACCAGAUCCCCUGGAUCGCCGGCGAGAUGAACCAGCUGCGCGGCCGCAUCGACAUCCGCUUCCCCGUCAAGGGCACCCGCUCCGCCGCCGUCAUGCGCUUCGCCAGCUUCCGCCCCUCCCCCAAGGGCGUCUUCGAGACCACCGAGUGGAGCCUCGAGACCCCCGACGGCACCAAGAUCGAUCUGCUGGAAGGCGACGAUCCGUUUAGGGCUGUGGCCGCGUUCCCGAUGGAUGAGGAGGAGCGCGAGGAGGCUACGAGGGGGUUUAGACAGCAGCUUAAGUGAGGGCGUCGUCGCAUGCGUCCCUUUUAGAUGCUGCUGCUGUUGGUGUUAGAUUCCAGAGGGCAAUACUGGGUUUGAGCGGUGGAAGAAUGCUCUACGCGUAGCUGUUAAAUGCUUGGGUACGAGUAAACCUACUAAAUAACUAGGCGAUAUUAGAAACAUAU